This is a messenger RNA of Phyllopteryx taeniolatus (common seadragon), 5334 nucleotides long. RefSeq names its product receptor tyrosine kinase-like orphan receptor 2 (gene ror2). The record is from RefSeq and is a predicted model, not a curated record. Gene Ontology annotation, molecular function: ATP binding; transmembrane receptor protein tyrosine kinase activity; protein binding. The coding region runs from base 591 to 3401 and encodes 936 amino acids. Lineage: Eukaryota; Metazoa; Chordata; Actinopteri; Syngnathiformes; Syngnathidae. Gene Ontology annotation, cellular component: signaling receptor complex. Gene Ontology annotation, biological process: multicellular organism development; cell surface receptor protein tyrosine kinase signaling pathway; protein phosphorylation. The transcript has 9 exons.
UUAUCGGCCCGCCGCACGUGCGUAAAAGUGCGUUAUCAGAGUUCGCUAGAUUGGCGUCAUUUUUAUUUUCAGUGGCCUGAUACAGUCAGUCGUCCACUGGUGUUUUUGUUUAAUUCCCACGCAGUACAAUUUCUGCUCUAUUAACCUAUUGAAACGUACUUCGGACACCCCCCCCACCCCCAAAAAAGCUCGUUAUAGUUCCUCCUGCUCCUCCAACUUUCGCCGCCUCCCUUCGACGCGCGCGCGCGCGCGAAGACACGUUGCGUUCAAGGACGUGCGCUCCCCACGGUGUCCCACACUCUCCGGCCGCUCCAGGAGCCCGAGCAGCCCCAAACGCGGCUUUGUUCGCCGUUGAGAACCCGCAUCUCCCUCCCCACCACCCCCCACCCCCUCCCCCGUGGAGCUCCCUGCCUCCUCGCCACCUUCACAUCCGGAGGUUGUGCUCUGUGUCCCGGCCGCGUCGCUCCUUCGGAAAGGCAGAAGCGAGGAACAGCGAACGAGCAAGAAGAACAGCAAGGCUCGUUAAAACUGGAUCAUUCUCCACUCACUUCUUAUUCUCAUACAUUUGGACCCGAGGAGCUUCCGACGCUAUGACGAACUUUAUGAGGAAUUUUCUCUGGAUGUUUUUUUUUUGGGGUCCAAACCUGAGAUGCUACGGUGACCUUGGGCUCUCAGUGGAUGCAGAGGUUCUGGCUGACGCUCAGAGUGGCGCUGCUCCGACACUUGAAGGUUACUUCCUUGAGUUCCUGGAGCCAGUCAACAAUAUCACCCACUUCCAGGGCCAGACAGCCACGCUGCACUGCAAGGUGACCGGUCACCCACGACCGACGAUUCGCUGGCUUAAAAAUGACGCCCCCGUUGUCCAGGAGCACGGACGUAUCACUGUCCGCAAAACCGAGGCCGGAUCAAAGCUUCGGAUCACGGACCUUGACACGACAGACACAGGCUAUUAUCAGUGCGUUGCCUCCAACGCAUAUAAAGUGAUCUACGCCACAGGGGUCCUUUAUGUCAAACUAGGACAGAUGCCUACGCAUGGGCCAGAUCAUACGUCACAUGAAAAAGGGUUUUGCCAACCGUACCGUGGCAUUGCCUGCGCUCGCUUCAUUGGCAACCAGAGCAUUUAUGUGGAGUCUCUACAGAUGCAGGGAGAGAGUGAAAAUCGCAUCACUGCUGCCUUCACAAUGAUUGGUACCUCCACUCAUCUGUCAGAUCAGUGCUCCAAAUUUGCCAUCCCCUCCUUCUGCUACUACGUCUUCCCUCUGUGUGACGAGAGCGCCCGGGGUCCUCGGCGACGUCAGCUCUGUCGAGAUGAGUGCGAGGCCCUGGAGAAUGACCUGUGCCAAGCUGAGUACACCAUUGCCCGAUCCAAUCCCAUGAUCCUCAUGCAACUAGAACUUCCCAGCUGUCACCUCCUACCCCGUCCAGGAACACACGAUGCUGCUUCGUGUAUGAGGAUAGGAGUGCCUCCAGAAAAACUAGGACCAUAUUCCCCCACAGACCAGAACUGCUACAAUGGAAGCGGGGCUGACUACAGAGGGACUGUCAGCAUCACUAAAUCCGGUCACUACUGCCAGCCAUGGAGCACUCAGUACCCUCAUAGUCACCAUCUGUCUCAAGACUACCCUGAACUAAGGGGGAGCCACAACUACUGUCGGAACCCAGGAGGCCAGAUGCAGGCUCCCUGGUGCUUCACCUUGGACCCUCGGGUCAGGGUGGACCUGUGUGAUAUUCAACCCUGCAAGCCUCCAGAGAACCUCAGAAAGGAGAUUCUGUUCAUUCUCAUCCCUGCAAUUGCCAUCCCUUUGGUCAUUGCUUGCCUCUUCUUUUUGGUUUGCGUGUGUCGAAAUAAGCAAAAAGCACCGACCGACACGCCUCCUCGCUGCCAGCUCAGCAGCGCACCCAACCAAGACAUGGAGAUGUCUCUCCUAAACCAGCACAAACACCAGGCAAAAUUGAGGGAGAUUAAUAUAUCAGCUGUAAGAUUUAUGGAGGAGCUCGGUGAGGAUCGGUUCGGCAAGGUUUACAAAGGGCACCUUUAUGGCACUGCACCUGGCGAGCAGACCCAUGUGGUGGCCAUCAAGACACUGAAGGACAAGGUGGAUCCCACUCUCAGUGAGGAAUUUCGCCAUGAAGCCAUGCUCCGCUCUCACCUUCAGCAUCAGAAUAUCGUUUGUCUUCUGGGCGCCAUAACCAAAGAGCAGCCACAAAGCAUUAUAUUCACUUAUUCAAGCAUUGGCGAUUUGCACGAGUACCUUGUGAUGCGCUCUCCCAACUCGGAUGUUGGCAGCUCAGAUGACGACAGGACAGUAAAGUCCACAUUGGAACAGGCUGAUUUCCUUCAUAUCAUUACCCAGAUUGCUGCCGGAAUGGAGUACCUUUCUAGCCACCAGGUUGUCCAUAAAGAUCUUGCAGCCCGGAACAUUCUGGUUUUUGACAAGCUAAGCAUCAAGAUCAUGGAUUUUGGCCUCUUCAGAGAUGUCUACUCAGCUGAUUACUACAAUUUGAUGGGAACAAGCCCUUUCCCUAUUAGAUGGAUGUCCCCUGAGGCUCUAAUGUAUGGGAAGUUCUCCACAGACUCUGACAUCUGGUCUUACGGCGUUUUGCUUUGGGAGACCUUCAGUUAUGGUCUACAGCCUUAUUGUGGCUACUCCCACCACGACGUGAUCGAGAUGGUGCGCAGCCACCGGGUAUUGCAGUGUCCUGAUGACUGCCCAGUUUGGAUAUACACCCUUAUGCUGGAGUGUUGGAAUGAAUUCCAAGCAAGACGGCCACGCUUCAAGGACAUCCACACACGUCUGCGCUCCUGGGAAAAUCUGUCCAAUUAUAAUAACUCUGCUCAAACGUCAGGCACCAGCAACACUACCCAGACAAGUUCUCUCAGCACCAGCCCUGUUAGCAAUAUCAGCAUGAACACGGUGAAUGCAUCACGCUACACUAGCCCAAAAAAGACCCCACCCUUCCAUCAACCCCAGUUCAUGCCCAUGAAGAGUCAAAUGCAUCGGCCAAUGGUCCCCCCACAGCUCUACAUUCCCGUCAAUGGCUAUCACCCUAUGCCAGCCUACCAAUACAUGCAGAAUUUUUACCCCAUGCAAAUGCCAAUGCCUAUGCCACACCAGCAAGUCCAACACCCAGCACAGAUGGCUGCAAAAGCUAAUUCUCACCACAGUGGCAGUGGCUCCACAUCAACAGGCUAUGUCACCACGGCUCCUUCCAACAAUUCGAUGGCAGAGCAAGCAGCCUUACUCAGUGAGGACUCCAAGACUAACCACGAGGACUUGGUUGACAGGGCAUCCCAGAUCGAGCUGGAGCAAAAUGAGCGCUUGUCAGUGCCGGAAACAGAAUUACUGGGUGAUAAUGAGCAACAGACUGAUGAGCUGGUGAUCGAAUUGUCAGACACAUAGAUGAGCGUCUGUGUGAAAUAUUCUGUGUUUGCCUUUCAAUGAGCGGCAUGAAGUGAAAGGAGCAAAUUUGCAGUGACAGUGACUGAAUGUUUCAAAAGACUUUCUCAAGUGUGACUCACGUUUGUGCUCCCCCAUCUCACUCUUUAAACCUGCGUGUGCUACCGUGCUUGUGUUCCCAUUCAGAUGUUUUUUCCAAUGUUGCUGUGCAACAUGCACAAUUAUUUACCCUGUAGUACUUUGUCUGUGAAGGUUUUACUUAAGAAGUCACCAUGGCUUUGGUGAACAAACAUUGGCUUCUUCUGCGAGCAAGGAUAGCUAUUUGGCGAAUGUUCAGACAGCGUGCAUAUCCGAAACGAAUCAUCCUCCCAACUAGGAUGCCGGGUCUCUCUUUUACGAGCCGAGAGAAAGACUAGAGAACGCAGUUUGCUUCUGCAUUCCUUUUGUGUCUCCUGAUGAUGAGGAUUUUAUGUUAUGAUGGAUGUUGUUAUCUAGUAGUGGCGCAUGUACUGCACAUCGGCCACAGCCAUAGAACAAAAGAAUGUAUGAUUAAUAGAAAUGUGUAAAAGGAAAAGAGAAACUGUCUUUUAACUCAGUGAUGUAUUUUACAGUUUACAAUAACGAUAAUCAGGCGAGUGGAACCGUUGUUUUUUUUUGUUUGUUUUUUUUUGCCUACUUUUGGCUUAUUGUUAACGUGGCUGAUCAUUGAAACAUACAGCGGCUGAAAUUAGUAUUUAACACGUCACCAUUUUUAAUCUAUUUCCAAAGGUGCUAUUGACAUGACAUUUUCACCGGAUGUUGGAAACAACCCAAGUAAUCCAUACAUAUAAAGAAAGUAGAACAAAUAAGACCAGCAAUUAAUUUGUGUGUAAUAAUGUGAAAGGACACAGGGGAAAAAAGUAUUGAACACAUGAAAAUAGGGAAGUGCAAAAAGGCACGGAAAGCCAAGACAACACCUAAAAUCGAUCAAUAAUCAAACAGAAAUCCAGCCCCUUGCUAGUGCAAAUGAAUAUCAGCUGGUUCAGUCCUAAUAGAUGGCCUACAAAAAGGUUUCAUUGGAGGUGAGACCAUGAUGGUGUGGGGUUGCUUUUCAUCAAAUGGUACUGGUAAACUUCACAUUAUUGAAGGAAGCUUGAAUUAGAAAAUGUACCAAGACAUUCUUGACAAAAAAUCUGCUGCCAUCUACGAGGAUGACGAAAAUGAAACAAGGUUGACAUUUCAGCAGGAUAACGAUCCAAAACAUACUGCCAAGGAAACUCUCAAUUGGUUUCAAACAAAAAAAAUAAAGCUGUUAGAAUGGCCCAGCCAAUCACCCGACUUGAAUCAAAUCAAAAAUCUAUGGAAAGAACUGAAACUCAAGGUCCAUAAAAGAAGCCCACGGAACCCUCAAGAUUUGAAGACUGCUUGUGUGGGACCGAAAUCACACGAGAGCAAUGCAUGUGACUAGUUUCUCCAUACAGGAGGCGUCUUUGAAGCUGUCAUUGUAAACAAAGGCUUUUGUACAAUUAAAUAAAUACCAGUUUGCGUGUUCAAUACUUUUUCCCUGUGUCAAAUUCACAUUAUUACACAUAACUUAAUUUCUGAGCUUAUUUGUUCUACUUUCUUUGUAUGUAUGCAUUACUUGGGUUGUUCCCAACAUCUGGUAAAAUCUUCAGGUCAACAGCACCUUUGGAAAUAUAUUUAGUGAGAAAAAUGGUGACGUGUUCAAUACUUAUUUCUCCCGCUGUAGUUUUCCAUACCACAUUGCACAGAUUUGUAAUUUAUAUUCCUCAGUUUGAACAUUAUUUUUGUUUAUAUUUUCUCUUUAUUGAACGUUGCUAAACCUGGUGUUGAUUAAAUGUCCUCCCUACCAGAUGCAUGAUUUUUAUAAGCUGUUUUUCACUUGACCAUUGUGUACAUUCAACUAUGGAAUGUUCAAUAAAUUCUUCUUAAUUAA